This is a messenger RNA of Pseudopodoces humilis (Tibetan ground-tit), 1169 nucleotides long. The record is from RefSeq and is a predicted model, not a curated record. Lineage: Eukaryota; Metazoa; Chordata; Aves; Passeriformes; Paridae.
CUCCCCCACUUCCCCCAUGGCGCCCCCGGCGCUGCUCCUGGGCCUGGCCCUGCUGACUGGGAUGGGAAACGGCGCGGCCACGCCCAUCUGGUGCUUCACCCGAUUGGAGGAGGCCGAAGGGGGCGGGGCCUGCACAGAGCCGCUGGGGGAGGAGCCGCUCCCAUUGGCCGAUUGCUGCCUGAACCCCACCCACGGCUACAGGCUCCACCCACACGGCCACUGCCGCAGCUGCCGGCCGGGCGCGUGGGGGCCGUGGGAGCCCUGGAGCCGCUGCUCGGUGUCGUGCGGGGAGGGGGCGCAGAGGAGGGGCCGCAGCCGCCGCCCCCCCGGGGGACAGCCAGGGGACAACAGCGAGUGGCAGCUGAGGGCGUGUGACACCGGCUGCUGUCCUGGUGGGACACGGGGGGUGGGGCGGAGCCGGAGCCGCCGCUGCGAUUCCCCGGAGCCAUCGCGGGACCCCCCCGGAGCCCCCUGCCCCGGAAACGCCUCCCAGAGCGACCCCUGCCCGGGGCUGCCGCCCUGCCCCGUGGACGGCGCGUGGGGGGCGUGGUCUCAGGCCACGCCCUGUCCGGUCACGUGCGGCCUGGGCGGGGUCGUUCUGAGCCGCGCCUGCGACGCCCCCGCCCCCAAACACGGGGGGAGGGGCUCCCGGGACCCCUGCCCGGCCCCGGUGCACUGGGGUCCCUGGAGCCCCUGGAGCCCCUGCGCGAAGCCGUGGAACGACGUCCGCUGCCGGCGCGCCGUGGGGCAGCAGCGGCGCACGCGGGGAUGUGUGGGGCACAGCCCGGGGGGUCCCGUCUGCCCCACGGACGGAGACGGCGGCGGCACCAUCCAGGUCCGGGCCUGCUACAACAUCCACAACUGCGUCAUGCCCGGGAACUGGUCAGACUGGAGCCACUGGGGGCUCUGCCCCCCCCCCUGUGGGGCCAGCCCCACCCGGAGCCGCAGCCGCGAGUGCCGCCCCAUCCUGCCCGACUACGCCCCCACAGUUUCCCACGUGGGCUCGGCCGGGAGCUCCGAGGUCUCGUUCUGGGGGGAGCCCCGGGCGCUCUGCCCCUCCCCCCCCCCGGGGGGGGCCCUGAAUGAGACGCGGCCGUGCCGGAACGUCCCGCCCUGCCCCCACCCGGAGGAGGACGGCGGCUCUCGGUGACCCCGUGGGACCCCCCCGG